Molecule: messenger RNA, 834 nt
Organism: Trypanosoma conorhini
Lineage: Eukaryota; Euglenozoa; Kinetoplastea; Trypanosomatida; Trypanosomatidae
Product: iron-sulfur cluster assembly protein
Exons: 1
Coding region: 1-834 (277 amino acids)
Biological process (GO): iron-sulfur cluster assembly
Cellular component (GO): mitochondrion; cytoplasm
Molecular function (GO): 2 iron, 2 sulfur cluster binding
Source: RefSeq, a predicted model, not a curated record
AUGCGCCUGGGGGCGCGUGUGUGCGGCGUCGCGGCGUCUUCGUCGCUUCCGUCACGCGUGACGGUGCCGUGCUGCGGUGCGCUCGGGCACCGCUGCUACGCAACAACACACGCCUCCCCGACCACGGCCGCGGCGGAGAACGGGCAUGCACCGAUGCCGUACAAAUCUACCCACAAGGGCGGCGGCAAGGCGGCGCUACCGGCACGGCAACGCGGUGGCGACAAGCAGGCGGCGGCUGCUGCGGCUGGGGCUCACGGCGAGGCAACUAGCGGCGAGGCGCCGCUGCGGCAGAAGAAUAUCGCAGGGUCAUUUUCGUCGUGUGCGGAGGACGGCGGGGCGGUGUCCAGCCGGCCGCUCUCCCCGCUGCAGCGGCGGCAGCUGCUCUUUAAACACAAGGCAGCCUUUACACUCACCCCGCAGGCCCUCCGUCGGGUCAAGUACCUGCUGAAGCAGCCGCACGAGGGCCAAGAACAGCGGCAGCAGACCCCCGAUGGGAUUCGCAUCGGUGUGCGGCGGCGUGGCUGCAGCGGGUAUAGCUACACAGUCAACUACCACUACCCGGAGGCGGCGCCGACGCCGGCGAGGCCCUCCGACCCGCAGGGGAGCAGCACUGCGGGGGACGGGGCGCAGCGGGGGGAUGUGGUGGUGGAGCAGGACGGCGUGAAGGUGGUGGUCGACGCCAACGCCCUCUUCUACGUCAUCGGGACGGAGAUGGACUACGUCGUGCGGAACGUGGAGGAGAAGUUUACCUUCCGCAACCCGAACCAGAAGUACUCGUGCGGCUGCGAGGAGAGUUUCAUGCCGUUUGACAUUGCUGAGCAGGAAACCAGCUAA